This is a messenger RNA of Colletotrichum gloeosporioides, 228 nucleotides long. RefSeq lists its product as uncharacterized. Lineage: Eukaryota; Fungi; Ascomycota; Sordariomycetes; Glomerellales; Glomerellaceae. The record is from RefSeq and is a predicted model, not a curated record. The transcript has 2 exons. The coding region runs from base 1 to 228 and encodes 75 amino acids.
AUGCGCUUCUUCUUCAUCAUCGCUCUUUCUGCCAUUUCCAUUGGCCAAGCAUCAGCGCAGGCCACUCCCCAGGAGACGGUUUCCACCUCAUGUAAGACCGUGCCUGAAUGCGGCCAAAAUAACAUUGGCGCUGCUUGCACCAUGACCUGCCAAGACAACCCUGGAGGCGAGCGUAAAGUUACGGGUACAUGCAAGGCUGGCACAUUUGGAGUCAACUGCUUGUCCUAA